Molecule: messenger RNA, 2409 nt
Organism: Ostreococcus tauri
Lineage: Eukaryota; Viridiplantae; Chlorophyta; Mamiellophyceae; Mamiellales; Bathycoccaceae
Product: unnamed product
Exons: 1
Coding region: 1-2409 (802 amino acids)
Source: RefSeq, a predicted model, not a curated record
AUGGCGUCUCGCGCGCGCGCGACGACGGCGACGCGCGCGACGACGCGCGCGCGACGGCUCUCGCGCGUGGGAACACGCGCGUCGCGCGUGGGACGACGCGCGAGCGAUGACGGCGCGCGGGGGGGGUCGGGACGGGAAUGGACGGACGGCGUCGGGGGGCCGACGACGGGAGGACAUCGAGGAUGGAGCGCGCUGGAGACCUGGCGCGAGCUCGGGGUGGUGUGGAACUUUAUCACGCCCUCGUCCCCGGAGGGACGGACGGUGAUCAAGCGCGCGCACGCGGCGCAAGGGAAUAAACUGCGAGGGAUAUCGAAUUGGCGAAAAGCGCGAUGGGACGAGGCGAGCGCGCAGGCGCCGAUCGCGUGGGUCGAUUCGCACACGCCGUUGCCGGGAUGUAGGGGAUAUCGCGUGUGUUGGGCGAGCGCGAGUGCGGUUCGGGGAGGGGCGAAACGGGCGGUGGUGAUGUUUUAUUGCGCGGCGACGAGGAAGUUUUAUUUCGAAGCGGACGUUCGGGCGGGCGGAAUGGGCUCGAGUGAGAUGGAUGCGGAGAGCCACAAGACGCCGGAGGAGAUCUUAGAGAGUCAAAAGAGGAUCUUAACCAUCAAUCAAGUCUUCGCGGGGGUGUACGAGAGCAUGAAGGGGAGCGAAGACGCGACGGUGGUCGAGUACGAGGCGUACGAAGACACGCUGCUCAGGCAAACCGCGGAAGCGAAGCAAGCGGCCAAGGGCGGCGGCGCGGGUGGCGAUGACGACGCACAACGAGCGGAGCAUAUAUUCGACGCUUGGGCUGUGGGUGAUGGCGUCACUCCGAUGGAUCUAUACUUUCGCGCGGGGCUCAACUUUGAUUUCCACGGUCCCGCGGGUACCGUCAUGCGCUCCAUCGUAGCCGCCGUGGCCGAAUCUAGAGGAAUGGACGUGAGCGAUUCGUCCUCGUGGAGCAAACAAAAGUGGGAGGACGCGGCCACGGAGCUUCGCAUCACCGCCGCGAGCACACACGCGUCGCUUGCCGUCAUCGGUCGAGGUUGGAAGGUGUGCUGGACCGACCAAGGCGACGAACGAGGCGCGCCGCCGGUGAUGCUGUGGGCGCCCGAGGAAGGGAAGUAUUUCAGCAUUGGUGCGAUUCGAAGGAAGGGUUCGUGCGCGGGAAAUUCCAUCGAUACCGUCCUUCGAGCUCUUGUGGGCGUGGUCAACUCAGUGCCGCCGCCCAAGGGGUUGAAGGAGGCGCUCAAGAGCGACGCAGACUUUCUGCACCUCGCGGACAUCGCGUCGUCGGGGACCAAGACCGCGGUGUCGCCGCAGUCUGACUCAUAUGAUGACUCCGAAGAGGGCACGGUGUACGUCGAAGUCGAGGAUGAAGACGAGGAUGAGGACGAAGACGAAGAAGCGGAGGAAAUCGCCGUUGAUUCCACGGCUGACUCCGUCGCGCAGUGGAAGGACGUGUCCAGGAGAGCUCAGACGGACUACGUGCCGGCGAUGCCCGAUUUCAGGAUGGACGAUACUUCGUCCUUCCCACCGGGCGCGGAACCGAUCGAUGACGGUUACCCGUCAUCAUUGGGUGAGUUUACUCAAACCGAGGCGAUGUACUCUCGCUCGGCUGGCUAUUUGUCCUUCGUCGAGGACGAAUUCAACGAUGAUGAUCUCAAGCGCGAGCUCGGGAUCGCUCGUGACGAUAUGUACCGCGGCCCCAAAGAUUUCCCGGAUCUUUCGAAGGCGACGCCGACUGAGACCGACGGCGCCCUCGUCGACCUGCGCGAAGUCUCGCCUAACGGCUUACCCAAGCCCGCGGAGAGCUAUCACGUCUUGGCACUCGAUGGCGUCGAUUUCAUAGUGUUCAAGACAAAUGACGGUCGACUAGACCUUCGUGAGGUAUACAGCGCGAGAAGAAACUCCAUCGGUCGCUUCAUCGAGGACGCGCAGCGCGUCAACACCGCGGAGUUCAUGUCGCUCCCUCCGGCGUAUUACCAAGAGAUCAACUGGACCGAGGUGAGGGUAUCCAACGAGGAGGAUUUCGACGGUGCCGAUCCAAUUCCGAGCUUCAACACAACGACGGAAAAGACGACCAAGAUUUACCUCGUGUUCGCGCGCAACGCCCCGAGUGAGGAGCACAUGUUUGAUCGAGCGCUCGAUUUCACAAAGCCCGUCGUCGAGAUCACCGCCGAGGGCGACAUGCGUGCCGUCGCCGUGGGCGGCGCCACUUCGAGCCCGGACGCAUCGCUCAUCAUCAAAAACGGCGAGCUCUACUGCCAAGAUGCGUCUGAUAUCCCUCCUUGGAAAGACAUCAUCGAUUCCCACGGCGGGAACGACGACAGUCCGUCCGCGCACAAAGAGUUCCUCACCGAGACGGACACCGACAUCGAGACUCAAGCGUACGCGGAGGAAGAGGACACCCCAGAAAUCGAUCAAAUGUAG